AUGCCUUCUCACAUCGAAUGUUCAAGGCCCCAACGGCCCUUCAAACGCCCUAUCAAACACUCUCUUGACAAGAGCGACUCUGAGUGUCCGCAUUUAAGCAAGCGCCAGCAGCCAAUACCGACCCCACCGACACCUGGUCAUUCCCUGGACAAGGCCACUCGACCAAGCAGCCAUCAAACUGUCUCUUCGACACGGACAGAGACCUCUUGUCCUUCGAAAAAAUACGCCCCCAAAGACGUCAACCCUGCAUCCAACCAUAAAGCAAAGAAGCGCCGCAUUGACGAUUGGUUUGCAGGACUCCUUCCUAUUCGCGCGAGCAGUUGCCCUCCACGUCUACUUCCCAGCGACCCACCUAGUCUCAGCCCGGGUGAAGGACAGCGGCCAUUGCUCGAAGUGCUUCAAGGAAUGUCAGAGCCACAGACACAGAGACUUGGGCGAGGAUCAACCGGAUCCACUCGAAGCUCGCGGCCACCCACGUCCCACCCCGAUUAUCGCUCGAUUCUCCGCAACAACGGCGUAUAUAUUGACCACACUGGCGCAAAGAUAUCACAAGAGCUGCAGUGCUUCCUUGAUUCGGAUAUCCUCAAGGAGCGGUCCGCGUCCUUAUCGCCUCAAGCGAUUGCCGAAGCACUAAAUACUGCUGUGGAGAUUGCGGACAGCCCAGAAGGCAACAUAUACGACCUAGUGGGUACGGCUCUACUCCCUAUCAAACGCUCUGAUGUCGGGCGCGGACGCAACACACCCUGGUAUACCGAUGGCUUGCCGCGGAAAGAGGCUUUUGACACUCCUCUGGCACAGCCAAAGCCUGAUGUUCACUGCGGUUACCUGACGGGCCAGAGAUCAACUUGGACUGUCGAGGAGAACGCAGUCAUCGAUCAUCAACAAGCAAGACGAAUCACGCAACCAGCUAUAGGCAACUGCUUUCCAUUUUUCGUGUUCGAGAUGAAGUCAGAGGCCAUGGGCGGGAGUAUUUGGCAGGCGGAGAACCAGGCAGCGGGAAGUGGCGCUUGUUGCGUUAGCGCUAUGCGCUGGCUUUUCCGAGAGGCAUAUCCCUCCGAAGACCAGUCCGUCGUCGAUUCGAUUGCUUUUUCGGCUUGCGUCACUCACCGAGAGGUCGUGCUUCAUGUUCAUCACUACUCUGUAGCAGAGGAUCGCUACUACAUGUCUUCAAUUGGCACCUUUCAGACUAUGCGUGACGUCCAAGCAUGCAACAAUAUAGUAAAAAAUAUCUUCGAGCAUGGUCUAGGAACCCGUCAAAGGAAAACCCGGGAUGCUCUCAAACAACUGUACCCUUUCCCGAAGCAUUGGAGAAAGACUCGAUCCGCCAGGAUGAUGGAAUUGGGGGUCCUUGGGGCUGACAAUGAAGAAGUGGCCACAGACAGGAGUAAGCGCACAGAAUACGAAAGUUGA
Molecule: messenger RNA, 1410 nt
Organism: Microsporum canis CBS 113480
Lineage: Eukaryota; Fungi; Ascomycota; Eurotiomycetes; Onygenales; Arthrodermataceae
Exons: 1
Coding region: 1-1410 (469 amino acids)
Source: RefSeq, a predicted model, not a curated record